Anopheles arabiensis is the source of this 1876-nucleotide messenger RNA. RefSeq names its product protein phosphatase 1 regulatory subunit 42-like. Bases 529 to 1677 code for a protein of 382 amino acids. The record is from RefSeq and is a predicted model, not a curated record. The transcript is spliced from 4 exons. NCBI's taxonomy places the organism in Eukaryota, Metazoa, Arthropoda, Insecta, Diptera, Culicidae. Gene Ontology annotation, molecular function: protein binding.
CAGACGUAGCAACCGUUACUAGCGAACAGUUGCCCGUUUCGCUAACCAAGUUGUUUACUUUUCGUCGGCCGCUUCAAAUUAGUGUUUUCUGCUGGCCCUUUAGCCAGUACGAUACCGCUUCCCGUAAAACGCGGACAACCACCAAACCCCUGAACGAAACCUUUCCCUCAGGACGGACUGGUUUGUUAAUUUGUUCGUUUUUGUUCGUCGUCAGUGAAGGUGUUCUCUUGAACUAGAAAAAAGCUAGCCGAAAACUAGGCAAACCGACCAGUACGCCGCGUUGGGUUUCAGUUUCACCUUCCGCUCAGUGGGAAAGCAGGCAGGCGGCAGACAGGCAGUUUUAAUUUUAAAGGCGAAGGAUUGCAUUGUGGUGUUGGUAUAGAGGCGACUUUGGGCAACUUUUAGUGCAAGUGCAGGUAGCAACAAAAAAAGCGACGAUCUUGAACUGUGCAAGGACAAACAGAGUUUACUGAAUUAGUGGUGGUUGAACGGAACAACAAACAGCUGUUGAAAAAGCCCGUUCCAACCAUGACGAAACACAAAGUGUUUUCCAAAAAGGCCAAAACCAACCUAACGCAUCUUUAUCUGAACGAUAAAAAUAUGACCAAAAUUAGCAACAUCUAUCCGACGAAAAACAUACUCGUCCUUUACCUGCACAACAACCAGCUGAGCAAGAUCGAAAAGCUGGGCGCCUUCGCGCACCUAACGCACCUCUACCUGCAGUGGAACAAUUUGCGCAAGAUCGAAAACCUCGAAGGGCUGAAAAAUCUCAAACAGCUCUACCUGGGCUACAACAAAAUAACGCGGCUGGAAAAUUUGGGCAGCCUGAAGAAGCUCGAACAGCUGCACAUCGAGCGGCAGCAGUUGGACGGGGCGGCCCGGUUCGAAUUUGAUCCGGAAUGUUUGUGUGCGCUCGCGAACCAUCUGAAGGUGUUGAACAUAAAAAAGCUGAAGCUGGCCAAUAUUGAUGCGCUGGAGCCGCUGUGGAAGCUGGAGAUACUGCUCGCCUCUGAGAACAAUUUUAAAUCCACCGACGAUAUUACGCCCGUCAUUAGUGCACUUUACUCGCUGCGCGUUCUCGACCUGCAAGGCUGUGCGGCCCAGCGUGAUGUGCACUAUCGCGAGAAGGUUACGGCAGCGGCCGGUCACAAGCUUCUGCUCCUGGACGGUAAGAUGAUUUCCCAAUCGACGCGCAACUUUAUCAAAAACUUCCAAACCGUCAAGCUCGAGAAGCAGCGGCGCGCGAACGAGAAGCCCAAAACGGCGGACACUGGCGGUGGUGGCGGCUCCAAAUCGUCCUUCGAAAGUGUCAGCGAACGUAGCAGCGGUGGUGGUGGUGGUACUGUGGGCAGUGGCGGCGGUACCGGUGGGUUCGUUGAUCCGUUCAGUGCCGUGCUGCCGCACCAGUUCCCCGGCAACUCGCUGUUUCAGGUGUCGACGCGCCGUUCGCCGGCCUGCACGCGAAUCCUUCGCAAACCGAUCAAAUCGCCACUGCUCACGAAAACCAUGUCGGCUAACUUUUGUGACGAGAUGGCAUUCCGCUCGAACGAGCUACAUCCGGCGACGACGGUGGUCAUGCUGCAGGGCAAGGAGAUAAAGGCGGGCGCCCCGCCGGUCUAUAAGGAUAAGUUGCGUGCCCAUCGGAAGAUACAAUCGUUGCCCACGAUCGAUCACUAGCGAGCUUGUGUAGCGUGCGGGAUUUGGAGGUUGGGCGGAGGUUCUUUUCGUGUUUCAAUCCGAAACCGACGAGUGCUCUGGAAAAAAACAGGGAAAAUAAUGUAUUUCAUUCGUUUUUUUAAAUCAUCGCGUUUUAAAUUUAAGUGAUUUUCAAACGGUAGUUCAAUAAAAUGCAACCAUCGCGUGUGAAUAAAUACGA